Molecule: messenger RNA, 1113 nt
Organism: Canariomyces notabilis
Lineage: Eukaryota; Fungi; Ascomycota; Sordariomycetes; Sordariales; Chaetomiaceae
Product: WLM-domain-containing protein
Exons: 1
Molecular function (GO): proteasome binding
Source: RefSeq, a predicted model, not a curated record
AUGGACACCGCCGAGUCAUCAUCACCGGCUAAAGAUACGCAACUUGACUCAUUAUCACUGUCCGACAGCAAUGAUGAUUCCCCCGUGAAGAUAACCAUCAAAUUUCCCCCUGAAGGGCACAACCAAACAUGGGCCUUGUCCGCCUCGGACACCUUUGAGCAUCUCAUCGCGGCCCUCGAGAUGGAUUUCCCCCAGUACGACUGGACCAAGAGCAAAGCCCUCGUCGAGAAGCGACCAAAGGGCCUCAAACCCGUCUACACGCCUUCCAACCCGCAGGACAUGACCCUGCCGCUAUCCGCCCUCAACGACACUACUCUCCGAUUCCUCGCCCCCGCGACCUCCGCCCUGAGCUCUUUGCAACAAGCCCAACAGCACGCCGCGGCGACCGCCGCCAGCUGGCAAGCCAAGCGCGCUCUCGCGCGGGCGCGGUACGCGCGGCUGAACCCGCGGCAGCGGGCGAGCGCCGACGAGCUGAACUGGACCUUCCACACAUUGCGCCCGUUACCGCACCUCCCCAACGCGGAGCGCAGCCUGGCCUUCCUCGAGCGGCUGCGCGACGACCCGGGCAUCCGGACCGUGAUGCGCCGGCACAAAUUCAGCGUCGGCCUGCUGACCGAGAUGGACCCGGCCGCGCACACGGCGGCUUCCCACGAAGGGGUCACACGCAUCCUGGGACUGAACCGGAACCGCGGCGAGGUCAUUGAGCUCCGCCUCCGCACCGACGCCUACGACGGCUGGCGCAACUACUACGUCAUCCGCAAGACGCUCUGCCACGAGCUGGCGCACAAUGUGUACGGUGAGCACGAUGCCAAGUUUUGGGCUUUGUGUAAAGAGAUCGAGAAGGAGGUGGAGAAGGCAGAUUGGAAGACCGGGGGCAGGACGGUUGGGGAUGAAGAGUACGCCCCUGCUAAGGGAAGCGAGGACGAGGAGGAUGGGAUGGUGAUGGACCAUGGCGGGUGGGAAGGGGGGACGUAUGUCCUUGGAGGUGGUGGUGAAGGGGAGAAUGGGGGCUUGAGUGCAAGGGAGAUUCGGGCGAGGGCUGCCGAGGCGAGAUGGUCCAAGUUAGAGAAGGCGACGAGGCAAGUGGGGGAUGAGAAGGGAGAAGGUUCUGGC